GUGGCUGAACGUGACUGUGACCUCCUCUUCCUCUUCCUCCUCAUCUCCAAGAGCUGGAUCCCCAAGAUCUUCAAGAAGAAGACGUGCACGACAUUCAUCGUUGACCCCACAGAUGCGGGAGGAGACUUGUGCCAGUGCGGGCGUCCCCGGAGUGCCCACCCGUCCGUGGCCAUGGAGGAUGCCUUCGGGGCAGCCGUGGUGACCGUGUGGGACAGUGACUUGCACACCACAGAGAAGCCCACCGAUGCCUACGGGGACCUGGAUUUCCUGGGCGCCGGCCGCAAGGCCAGCAAUUUCCUCCGGCUUUCCGACCGCACGGAUCCAGCUACCGUGUAUAAUCUGGUCACCCGCACAUGGGGCUUCCCGGCCCCAAACCUGGUGGUGUCAGUGUUGGGGGGGUCUGGGGGCCCCACCCUCCACACCUGGCUGCAGGACCUGCUGCGUCGCGGGCUGGUGCGGGCUGCCCAGAGCACAGGGGCCUGGAUUGUCACUGGGGGUCUGCACAGGGGCAUCGGCCGGCACGUUGGUGUGGCUGUGCGGGACCACCAGACGGCCAGCACUGGCGGCACCAAGGUGGUGGCCAUGGGCGUGGCCCCCUGGGGCGUGGUUCGGAAUAGAGAUGCCCUCACUAACCCCAAGGGCUCAUUCCCUGCGACGUACCCGUGGCGUGGUGACCGCGAGGAUGGGGUCCAGUUUCCGCUCGACUACAACUACUCGGCCUUCUUCCUGGUGGACGACGGCACCCAUGGCCGCCUGGGCGGCGAGAACCGCUUUCGCCUCCGCUUUGAGUCCUACAUCGCGCAGCAGAAGACUGGCGUGGGUGGGACUGGAAUUGACAUCCCUGUCCUCCUCCUCUUGAUCGAUGGUGAUGAGAAGAUGUUAAAGCGGAUAGAGAAUGCCACCCAGGCUCAGCUCCCCUGCCUCCUGGUGGCCGGGUCUGGGGGAGCUGCAGACUGCCUGGCAGAGAUCCUGGAGGACACUGUGGCUCCAGGGAGAGGGGAGAGCAAGCGAGGUGAAGCCUGGGAUCGGAUUAAGCGUUUCUUCCCCAGAGGGGACCCUGAGGUCCUGCAGGCCCAGGUGGAGAGGAUCAUGACCCGGAAGGAGCUGCUGACAGUCUAUUCAUCUGAGGACGGCCCUGAGGAAUUUGAGACCAUCGUCUUGAAGGCCCUUGUCAAGGCUUGUGGGAGCUCGGAGGCUUCAGCUUACCUGGACGAGUUGCGUUUGGCUGUGGCUUGGAAUCGUGUGGACAUUGCGCAAAGUGAACUCUUCCGGGGGGACAUUGAAUGGCGGUCCGUCCACCUGGAAGCCUCCCUCAUGGACGCCCUCCUGAAUGACCGGCCCGAGUUCGUGCGUCUCCUCAUCUCCCAUGGCCUCAGUGUGGGCCACUUCCUGACCCCGGCGCGCCUGACCCAGCUGUACAGCGCAGCGCCCCCCAACUCGCUCAUCCGCAGCCUUUUGGACCAGGCGUCCCACGGCACAGGCACCAAAAGCCCAGUCUUUAAAUCCCCUGCAGAGCCCCGACCCCCUGACGUGGGGCAGGUGCUGCGAAUGCUGCUGGGGGAGACGCGCGCACCGAGGUACAGCGCAGGGGGCGCCGGGGAUCCCCACCAGGGACAAGGCUGCAGGGAGAGCGUGGGUCUGCUGUCGGACAGGGCCCCCUCUGAGCUCAUGCUGGACGCCAUCCUCGGGCAGGCCCCCUGGAGUGACCUGCUCCUUUGGGCGCUGCUACUGAACAGAGCUCAGAUGGCCGUGUACUUCUGGGAGAUGGGCUCUAACGCUGUGGCCUCAGCUCUUGGGGCCUGUUUGCUGCUCCGAGUGCUGGCACGCCUGGAGUCUGAGGCUGAGGAGGCAGCACGGAGGAAGGACCUGGCAGCCAAGUUUGAGGGUCUGGGCGUUGACCUUUUCGGUGAGUGCUACCGCAGCAGUGAGAAACGGGCCGCUCGCCUGCUCCUCCGCCGCUGCCCACUCUGGGGGGAUGCCACUUGCCUCCAGCUGGCCAUGCAGGCUGAUGCCCGUGCCUUCUUUGCCCAGGAUGGGGUACAGUCUCUGCUGACACAGAAGUGGUGGGGGGAGAUGGACAGCACCACUCCCAUCUGGGCCCUGGUUCUCGCCUUCUUUUGCCCCCCACUCAUCUACACCAACCUCAUCACCUUCAGGAAGUCAGAGGAUGAGUCCGUACAGAAGGACCUGGCAUUCGACAUAGAUCGGGGCCUCAACGGGGAAGGCCCUGUUGGGCUGGCAGAGCCCCGGGAGAAGAAGGCCAUGCGGGUGCUGGGACAGCCGAGGCGCCGGGGCUGCCCCCCACGCCUGCGCCGCUGGCCGCAGUUCUGGGGGGCGCCGGUGACCGCCUUCAUGGGCAACGUGGUCAGCUACCUCCUCUUCCUGCUGCUCUUCGCCUGGGUGCUGAUCGUCGACUUCCAGCCCGGCGCGCCCAGCGCCCUGGAGCUGCUGCUCUACUUCUGGGCCUUCACCCUGCUCUGCGAGGAGUUCCGCCAGGGCCUGGGCGGCGGCUGGGGCAGCCUGGCCACCCGGGGGCCCGGGCCCGGCCCCCAGCAGGCCCCGCUGCGCCGCCGGCUGAGCUUCUACCUCGCCGACACCUGGAACCAGUGCGACCUGGUGGCCCUCACCUGCUUCCUCCUGGGCGUGGGCUGUCGGCUGACCCCCGGCCUGUAUGACCUGGGCCGCACCGUCCUCUGCCUCGACUUCAUGGUCUUCACGCUGCGGCUGCUGCACAUCUUCACGGUCAACAAACAACUCGGGCCCAAGAUCGUCAUCGUGAACAAGAUGAUGAAGGACGUGUUCUUCUUCCUCUUCUUCCUGGGUGUGUGGCUGGUUGCCUACGGCGUGGCCACGGAGGGGCUCCUCAGGCCCCGGGAUCGUGACCUCCCUAAUGUCCUGCGCCGUGUCUUCUACCGUCCCUAUCUGCAGAUCUUUGGGCAGAUCCCCCAGGAGGACAUGGACGUGGCCCUCAUGGAGCAUGCCAACUGCUCAUCGGAGCAUGGCUUCUGGGCUCGCCCGCCGGGGGCUCAGGCAGGCUCGUGCGUCUCGCUCUAUGCCAACUGGCUGGUGGUUCUCCUCCUCAUCAUCUUCCUGCUGGUGGCCAACAUCCUGCUGCUCAAUUUGCUCAUCGCCAUGUUCAGCGACACCUUCGGCAAAGUACAGGGAAACAGCGACCUCUAUUGGAAGGCUCAGCGCUACAGCCUCAUCCGGGAAUUUCACUCUCGGCCGGCGCUGGCCCCGCCCCUUAUCAUCAUCUCGCACGUGCGCCUCCUCAUCCGGCAACUACGCAGGCGUCGGUCCCGCUUGCCGCCCUCCCCGGUCGUCGAACAUUUUCGGGUUUGCCUCUCCAAGGAAGCAGAGCGGAGGCUGCUGACGUGGGAGUCGGUGCAGAAGGAGAAUUUCCUGCUGGCUCGCGCGCGGGACAAGCGGGAGAGCGACUCCGAGCGUCUGAAACGCACGGCGCAAAAGGUGGACACAGCCUUGAAGCAGUUGAGGCGGAUCCGGGAGUAUGAGCAGCGUCUGAAAGGGCUGGAGCAGGAGGUGCAGCACUGUAGCCGCGUCCUGGGCUGGGUGGCUGACGCCCUGAGCCGCUCUACAUUGUUGCCCCCAGGGGGGCCGCCGCCACCAGCCCCGUCUGGGCCUAAAGACUGAGCCCUGCUGGCAGACUUCAAGGAGUCGUCCCCACAGGGAGUGUUUGCCCCCAGAGUCCUAGCUGGUCCUUGACCGUUGCACCGCGUGGCCUUGUCUUGCACGGGGGCCCCACGCUGGCGGAGGACCGCGGAGCUGCUGUCAGGACCCCCUCGGGGAGUGUUAUCCACGCGAACCACCCAGGCCCAGCUCCUCCCAGAACCCGUCCGACUCCGGGAGGCUCAGCCUCGAGCCCAGGCACUGCUCUUCUGAAGGCGCUGCCACAGCCCGCUGGGCGGGAGAAGGCUGCGGGGUCAUGGGGUUCAGGGAUCACAGAUCCCACCUGCAGCCCCCCACACUGGGGAAAUAAAGCCACUUGAGAGGA
Messenger RNA from Enhydra lutris kenyoni (northern sea otter), 4012 nucleotides. RefSeq names its product transient receptor potential cation channel subfamily M member 4. The transcript has 25 exons. Gene Ontology annotation, molecular function: calcium-activated cation channel activity; ligand-gated calcium channel activity. The record is from RefSeq and is a predicted model, not a curated record. Gene Ontology annotation, biological process: calcium ion transmembrane transport. The coding region runs from base 172 to 3651 and encodes 1159 amino acids. Lineage: Eukaryota; Metazoa; Chordata; Mammalia; Carnivora; Mustelidae. Gene Ontology annotation, cellular component: membrane.